Molecule: messenger RNA, 1193 nt
Organism: Mesocricetus auratus (golden hamster)
Lineage: Eukaryota; Metazoa; Chordata; Mammalia; Rodentia; Cricetidae
Exons: 2
Coding region: 273-830 (185 amino acids)
Source: RefSeq, a predicted model, not a curated record
CGAGCACAUGAUGUGCUGAACCUACAUUACAAAUGCUUCCUCUGAAUUAUUCAGAGCCAUCUAACAACCACCUCACAAGGGCACUGCCCAUCUUACUGAUGAGGAAAUCCAAGAUUCCAAGAUCAAAAACCUAGGCACGCUAGUGAGUGGCAGGGCUGGAUUUAAACACAAGCCUGAGGCCUGAACGUGUUUACGCUUUCUGACAGCUCUAGAGCGAGCACUUCCUUCAUUCGGGCGGCGCCAUCCCACGGUCGCUCUGCUCCAUCUAGGGGAUGAAUGAAGGAUGGAUGGGCGAGAAAGCGGGGGCUCGUUGGCACAAGGUCAGGGGGCAGCCAGGGCGCGUUGCAGGAACCAGUGAGCGGCGUUCCCGGAGCGACCUGCGGGACCCGGGCUCGCUCUGGGGGAGGCGGCACCGCUGCAAGGCGGCAGUUCAGCCCUGGCUGCGAGUAGCGGGCUCGGGACUACGCCGGUUCGGCCUGGGCCGGGGCUCGGUGGAGACAUCCCCUGGACUCCGAGCAUGGGAGAGGCUGCAGCACCGGUGGGACGAGGCGGUCCUAUCGGGACUGCAAGGCCGGGCUCCGAGGAGGCCGCAGCCUGCCGGCUCAGCGGCCCGCAGGCCCUGCAGCCUUCGGUUUCCGCGGUCGUGCCGCACCCAGGUACCUGGAGGGUUGACGUUGUCAUUUCAUCUCCUGGGUUCGCCCCACACCCCGCGGCGCUGCUUGCGGCCUCGGUCCGACCCGGAGGAGCCGAGGUGGUGGGUCCGGCGCUAUUCCGGAGGGCCGGCGUUCGGUACGGGCAGGACUACGACUAGCAGCGGGGGCCCAGUCUGAGGUGUCUUCAGAGGAGGAGGGAGAUGGCCAGUUCCUCCCACAUCAGCACUUGCCUUUACAGUCUGCGGAACGCCUGCAAGAACAAGCCCACUUUGACCACUUCAGCCACCUCAGGACCUAAGCCCACAUUUCUUCAUUGCACAAGGACAGUGGCCACACUGGAUUACAGCCCACUCAAGAAGCUCCAUUCUGACUUAGUCCCAUCCUUAAGGACCUUUGCUCACUCUCUGAGAUUUAGCAUAUGAAUUUUGGAGGACACUACUCAGUCAGUGACAAGUGCUGUGUAUGCCCUGUAGAUAAGGCUGGCCUUUAAUUUGCCUGCCUCUGUCUCCCAAGUGCUGGAAUUAAAGGUAUGCACCACCA